AUGGCAAAACUAACGUCUUCACAGCGCGCCGCGUUUAUUCGCUACCAACUCCAACAACAGGGUAUGCCUGUAGACGAAGCUCCGGAAGAUGACGAAGCCCGCGAGACGUAUAACUUUCCACCCGGAGCAUACGGCCUCGUCUACCGAGCAGACGUCCCCGAUCACGGUAUUCGAGACGCUCAUGAGUCGGAAGCAAGUGAUGAGGCUACCGAAGGAGGCCAAGAACCGCCACAGUCAACUGAACCUACAUCCACGGAGGCCCAGACAUUCAAAUACCAGAUCAAAGUUAUGAAAUGGGGAUUGAUUCCAUUCUGGACAAAACGUGCUCCCGACUACGGCUCCAUGCUGCGGACAAUCAACUGUCGAGACGACUCAUUGCUUGAAAACCGUGGAAUGUGGAAUACCAUGAAGCAGAAAAAGCGCUGUAUAGUGAUCGCACAGGGUUUCUACGAGUGGUUGAAGAAAGGACCUGGCGGAAAAGAGAGAAUCCCCUACUUCGUCAAGCGAAAAGACGGUAACCUGAUGUACUUUGCCGGACUAUGGGAUUGUGUUAAAUACGAAGAUGCGGAAGAGAAACUGUACACUUACACCAUCAUCACCACAGAUUCGAACAAACAAUUGAACUUUCUACACGACCGAAUGCCGGUCAUUUUGGACCCAGGCACCGAUGAGAUCAAAAUGUGGUUGGACCCAACGCGAAACAAAUGGUCGAAAGAGCUUCAAGCCCUUCUGAAACCCUACGAGGGCGAACUUGAGUGCUACCCAGUCGACACGGCCGUGGGCAAAGUCGGCAACAACUCUCCCAGCUUCAUUGUCCCCAUCGACAGCAAAGAGAACAAGAGGAAUAUUGCCAACUUCUUUAGCAAUGCCAAAAAACCGAGAGACACGGUUGAAGAGACCGGAGUCGAAAAGGAGCCAGAAGAGAACAGGACCACUGUUGAGAAAGACGGAAGCGAGAACAACGCACCGCUUCCCGUGCCCACCAGUCCACCUCAAGAACGUCCUGGACCAAAACGAGCACAUGCCGAUGAAGCCGAAGAUGGUCCGAUGAAGAAGUACACCAAACUUUCAUCCUCGCCGACGAAACUCACCUCCCCGCUCAAAUCUCCUGGCGGCAAGAAACCCAAGAGUGCGACGAGUAACAAGGACAUGACAUUAAAGACCAGUCCUUCAAAGAAAGUGGAAGCUGGUACACAGCGAAUCACGAAUUUCUUCACAAAGUGA
This is a messenger RNA of Rhinocladiella mackenziei CBS 650.93, 1224 nucleotides long. RefSeq lists its product as uncharacterized. The transcript has a single exon. The coding region runs from base 1 to 1224 and encodes 407 amino acids. Gene Ontology annotation, biological process: DNA damage response. The record is from RefSeq and is a predicted model, not a curated record. Gene Ontology annotation, molecular function: single-stranded DNA binding. Lineage: Eukaryota; Fungi; Ascomycota; Eurotiomycetes; Chaetothyriales; Herpotrichiellaceae.